Molecule: messenger RNA, 1254 nt
Organism: Macrosteles quadrilineatus (aster leafhopper)
Lineage: Eukaryota; Metazoa; Arthropoda; Insecta; Hemiptera; Cicadellidae
Exons: 11
Coding region: 49-1254 (401 amino acids)
Source: RefSeq, a predicted model, not a curated record
CUGGACAACGCAGCUCCGAUAUUACAGGAGAGAGAUGAAGUGUUAGCUAUGACAACAGAGAUGACUCCAAUGAAAGCUAUGGGCUGUGGCGGCUCUAGCAACAACAAGAGCCAGAGAGUAUCGGGGCACAGUUUGGACACGUUGGAUACCUUCCUGAGGCUCGACAGGGACAUCUGGAGGGAGGAGAGGUCAGCUCCUGCGCCCUCACUGGGCCAUUACAUUGCAAGACUGGAGAGACUGAAUACUGAAAUAGAAGUUGCAUCUACGAUUCCAAACAUCGACAUUCCUGGAGCAGUAGAAACUUUUAUGCCAUUACCAGCAAGGAAUUCUGACUCAUCAGAAGAAGCGAUCCAAAAAGCAGUUGUGGAACUUCAAAUCAAUCAAAAUCCUAAACAUGCCACGGAACAUGAGGAGUUUAUUGCUAACCUGACCAGGCAGGCUUUAAGGCUUUCUCGAUUGAAUUGGUUGAAGAAACGCAAGCAGGACACUGAAGAGGAAAUAAAUCGAUUGAGCGAGAAGGUGCAAUACCUCCAAGGACUCUACGAGCAACUAGACUCCUUAUUUGGUAACCUGGGAGGAGGAGUGCUGUCAGAUCUAGAGUUGCAGUUAGACAGGGUGCGGAGUUAUCGGGACACCCUGUAUAGUGGCGAACUGUCAUGGAGAGAAGCGGCCAGACUCACUCAGGUGGCGGCUACUCUAGCCAUGGCUGGCCGAGACAGCUGGCUCUCGUUGGACAAUACUACUAAUGUAGUGACGAGGUUUCGAGUUGCCACAGAUUGUAGAAACGCCAUUCAGGAGGCAGUGUUAUGUAUACAGACGGCACAGACCACUCUGCCGGGAGUAUUAUUUCCCUACUGCACUAUGAGAGAGAUUGCAGCUCUUUUACAGAUGAUUGUCUACAUCUAUACAGACUUGCAGAUUCCUGAGAGAUUUAGCCAUGCGUUGGAUGUUUAUUCAAGCUUUCAAAAGCGAUCUUCAUUGCUGUCUAACUGGAUUAGACAGAUGAUGGAUGAUACAAUACACAAAGAUGUUGAAGACGUAGACCAAAGAAUCUUGGAAUUAUCUGCAAGACUAUCCAAUGAACGAGCCAACCUAGUACGAACUAAGAUAGGGCUCCGAUCCAAGAGGCUCGAUGGAUUUCCAUACAUGAAUGAUGGAAGACUGGCGGCUUCAUCAUCGAACCACAUGACCCCAAGAAAACAUGGCGGGAGCUCCAUUCAAGACACGGACUAUAACGCUUUGCUGUGGAAAUAA